Messenger RNA from Symbiodinium sp. CCMP2592, 837 nucleotides. The record is from the annotation of a GenBank genome assembly. Lineage: Eukaryota; Dinophyceae; Suessiales; Symbiodiniaceae.
AUGGUGGCCAUCUUGGCCGGGCAUCCUUUGGACACGGCGAAAACACGGAUCCAGGCGAUGCCGCGUUUCGACGGCUACGGCACCUGGCGCGUGCUCGCGGAGACCGCACGGCUGGAAGGCCCAGUGGCGCUGUACAAGGGCAUGUCCUUCCCGUUUUACAGCACGGCGCUCUUGACUGCCGUGGUCUUCGGUGUUCAAGGGGUCUCUGACCGCUUACUGCAGGAAGCUUUGGGGCAGGAGCGGCCGCAACUCACCGGCUUCCUUGGUGGCUGCAUUGCCGGAUUGGCUCAGAGCCCCCUUGUCUGCAUUGUUGAUCUGGUGAAGACCCAAAGACAGGUCCAGUUCACACCCCGGAGCUCCGCAAGCCAAGGGCCAACGCCGGUGAGGUUACUCCUGCAGCGAGUGAAGGCCCUGGGGCUUGGCCAAGGCUGCCUCCAAGGCUUGGGGCCCACAGCCCUCAAGGAAUGCCCAUCGUAUGGCGUGUACUUCCUGGUCUAUGAGGAAUCCAAGCGUUUGCUGGAUCCCCGAGUCCCAGCUGUGCUGUCAACACUCUUCUCGGGCGGCAUGGCGGGCUGCUUUGCCCUCGGCAUGAUCCACCCCGUGGAUGUCGUGAAGGCCCGUGUUCAAAGCCUUCCAGCCCAGGCUACUGCGGAGCAGCACAGCACGCGCCACAUCAUCAAAGAAGGCCUGCGGUACGAGGGUGCGGCCUUUUUCCUGCGCGGCUUCAGUGCUGCAAUGCAGCGGGCCUUCGUCGUGAAUGCCGCGACCUUCGGCGGCGUGGAGCUGGGAGUGGCUCUGUGGGACCGCAUGUCAGCAAAGAAGGGAACUGCGGCAUGA